GCCGGGGUCUCCACUUGACCAGCCCCAGCCCCUAGCGAGUAGCAGCGGUCAGUUUUGUUGAAUAUAUAAACCAGGAGGGACAUAUCAUCUUCAGUUCAAAUACAACAUUUUAUAUCACAACAACAAGGAAAAAUGGUGACUUUUCUUAAAAAAGACGAUCUUUGGGAUCCUAUCUUCCGUCUUAUCCAGGAGUUGUCUGACAGCUACGAGACUGGAGAGGAGGAUGUUUACACUGCUGAUCUUAGUACUCUUCCUACAGAGCUGGGGGGACCUUGGUUCAACGCCACCAGCACCAAGAACAACAUCACGGUGGAAGAGGACAACCACAUCGAGGAGUGUAUCGAGGCCUUGGAGCUCGAGUCGUCCUUGCUAGAGCCUAUCAAGGUCGAGAACUUUCUUCAACCUGUAGAUGCUGUUGAUGCUUCUAAUAUUGAAGUGAUCAACGGAGAGGAAACUGCAGCAGCUAAAGAUCAGGAGAAGAGCAGCAAACCUGCUCCCAGCAGUAGUCGGCAGCGUGGUUCCAGGAGGCAGAAAGGACAGCUGUACGAGACUGUGAACAGGAACGGACUGUACUACCAGCUGUUAAAUCAGAGGACCAGGAACAUGAUCUCAGGGGAUUUGGAAGACUUCACCAGAUCAAGAAAGACAAAAAAAUAAAUGUUCAGUGUUUUUGUAAAUACUGUAAAUAGUCUUAAAUUUUGUGUGAAUAGCUCCCAUAGAAAAUUAAUAAAUUACAAAAAAAUUAAUUUUGC
Messenger RNA from Eurytemora carolleeae, 752 nucleotides. RefSeq lists its product as uncharacterized. The record is from RefSeq and is a predicted model, not a curated record. Lineage: Eukaryota; Metazoa; Arthropoda; Copepoda; Calanoida; Temoridae. The transcript has 2 exons. The coding region runs from base 133 to 657 and encodes 174 amino acids.